AUGGACUUAGAAAGAGCUGCUAUUAAGGUUGUUACUGGUGACCAGCAUGCGUUCGUAGCCAGUUUGAUAGUUCAACCAGCUUUGAUAGACGAAAUUAAGCAUGCCCAGAAAAAAGAUUCAGGGUUAGUGAGAUUGGUGGAAGAAGUAGAAAAAGUGAAUAAAUCCGAGCUCAGCUUUUCUGAAGAUGGAAUAUUAAGGUUCAAAAGUAGAUUAUGUAUGCUGAACAAUGAAGAAAUAAAAAGAAUCAUUCUCGAAGAAGCGCACUGCUCUCUUGACACAGUUCACCCAGGUAGUAGAAAAAUGUAUCGAGACUUGAGAGUCUUUUUUGUAGAACGGUAUGAAAAGGGAAAUUGCCAAAUUUGUAGAACAAUGCCUAACAUGCCAACAGGUGAAAGUGGAACAUACGAGACCAGCAAGGUUAUUGCAACCACUCCAGAUUCUAUAAUGGAAGUGGGAGCAUAUUUCUGUAGACUUUGUUACAGGACUACCACGGACACUGACUGGUCAAGAUGCAAUAUGGGUGAUAGUGGACCGCUUGACGAAGACCGCUCACUUUGUGCCUAUCAAAAUUUCUUAUAA
This is a messenger RNA of Juglans regia (Persian walnut), 579 nucleotides long. RefSeq lists its product as uncharacterized. The transcript has a single exon. NCBI's taxonomy places the organism in Eukaryota, Viridiplantae, Streptophyta, Magnoliopsida, Fagales, Juglandaceae. The coding region runs from base 1 to 579 and encodes 192 amino acids. The record is from RefSeq and is a predicted model, not a curated record.